Molecule: messenger RNA, 3873 nt
Organism: Rattus norvegicus (Norway rat)
Lineage: Eukaryota; Metazoa; Chordata; Mammalia; Rodentia; Muridae
Gene: Tollip
Product: toll interacting protein
Biological process (GO): epithelial cell differentiation; protein localization to endosome; signal transduction
Cellular component (GO): cytoplasm; early endosome; protein-containing complex
Molecular function (GO): Toll-like receptor binding; kinase binding; ubiquitin binding
Source: RefSeq, a predicted model, not a curated record
ACUGCCGAGCUCUGUGCUUGGGGGAACGCCGAGGUGGGGCGAGGCGGGGCGACUGUCAGCUGACUAAAGAGCCGAUUGCCUCGCGGGACAACGGUCAGCGACGCAGGUUGUGGUGGGAACGGAAGAGCUCUCCCGGCGGGUCUCUGUGCAGUCGGUGAGGCAGAGGGCCGCCGCAGCACCAUGGCGACCACCGUCAGCACGCAGCGCGGGCCGGGCAGAACCUGGGCAAGAGGUUGUGCUCCCCAGCUGGCUACUAGGCCUAUGUCUCUGGGUCCUUGAGAAUGUCUGCUUUGGAUUCUGAGGUAUACAUUGGUGAGCUCCCCCAGGACUUUCUCCGUAUAACGCCCACACAGCAGCAGCAGCAGAUACAGCUGGAUGCCCAGGCAGCCCAGCAGCUGCAGUAUGGAGGAGCAGUUGGCACUGUGGGUCGUCUCAGCAUCACUGUAGUACAGGCCAAAUUGGCAAAGAAUUAUGGCAUGACUCGUAUGGACCCUUACUGCCGCCUGCGUCUGGGCUAUGCUGUUUAUGAAACUCCCACAGCACACAAUGGCGCCAAGAACCCUCGAUGGAACAAGGUUAUUCAGUGCACAGUGCCCCCAGGUGUGGACUCGUUCUACCUUGAGAUCUUCGAUGAGCGAGCCUUCUCCAUGGACGACCGCAUAGCUUGGACCCACAUCACUAUCCCCGAGUCCCUGAAGCAGGGCCAAGUGGAGGACGAGUGGUAUAGCCUGAGUGGGAGGCAGGGCGACGACAAGGAGGGCAUGAUUAACCUGGUCAUGUCCUAUACGUCCCUUCCAGCUGCCAUGAUGAUGCCGCCUCAGCCUGUGGUUCUGAUGCCAACUGUGUACCAGCAGGGUGUUGGCUAUGUGCCCAUUGCAGGGAUGCCUGCUGUCUGCAGCCCUGGCAUGGUGCCUAUGGCUAUGCCCCCACCAGCUGUGGCUCCUCAGCCCCGCUGUAAUGAGGAGGACCUCAAGGCUAUCCAGGACAUGUUUCCCAACAUGGACAGGGAAGUAAUCCGUUCUGUGCUUGAAGCCCAAAGAGGGAACAAAGAUGCUGCCAUCAACUCCUUACUGCAAAUGGGCGAAGAGUCCUAGACCCACCUGUGGCCCUUGGCUUCACAGCACUGACCCUUGGACUUGUCCACCCGGGGCUCCCCAGGGUCACCAUCCCCACAAGAUUCCAAUGAAAGACCAUCCACAUACCCUUUCCUUGGACAUCUGCGCCGCCCCUUCCCACAUAUUUUGGGGAUGCAUGUGGAUUUUCGGUUCUAGGCAGGCAGUCCUCUUCAAUGUUGCUGGGGGACAGGGUUGGGGGACAGUUCUCUCCCUGUCUCUAGCUGGGUGAUGGUGGCAUGGCCCUGUUAUUGCACAGACCAGUCGUCCUGUUUGGGGACCUGCAUCUCCUGUCCUCACCCUAUUCUGGAAAGCAUUCUUAUAGAAAGCAAGCUGCCUCUGCCAGGAUAGAGGUGAUUGUACAGCGUCCUUCUGAGUUGAUGGAUGGCAUGGAGUUACUCAGCCCAGCUGGGAUGGUUGUUGACGGUGCACUGAGUUCAUGUGCACUUACUUACAGGUUAUUUUUAGAACUUUCAAGCUAAAACCUCCUUCCCUCCUCUGAUGUUGUAUGUGAACCUGGGCCCCUCAGCUAGUCCUGGGCCAGGAGAUAUGCUUCCCAGCCAUAUCCAGCAGGUCUCUAACCUCCUGUCUUGCUUACCUGCCACUGUCUGGCUAGGCUUCAGCCACAGAAAUCCAUCUUGGAAACAGAAGGUAUCCAGACUUGGUGCUUGGCUAGCAAGGCCCCACCUUGGCCCUUACUGCUGAAGGCUGCUUUCCACCUCUUCUUUAGUCCAGCAUUGUGGGUCUUACUCCAGGGGCUGUUCUUGUUGAUAGACCUUCAUCACAGAGUUCAGAGUCAAGUGAAGGAGAUGGGCGGGUGUGGCACUGCGUGCUUACUACUAAAAUUCAAGCAUCGUGACACUACUGACCUGCAGUACACUCUAUGGACCCACACUGUAGAUUGGCUUGAGUAAUAAAAAUCCAUGCUUAAAUUAAACCUUCAUGGAGGUAGAGGUGCCUGUACCUGACCAGUGGAUAUUGUGCAUUGUAUUUUGAGUUACAAACCUAUGAGCCCAUGGCCUGGCUAUAGACCUGUUUAGGGGAAAGAUGGGUGGCACCUUGUCCUAAGAUUCAGACCUUGAAAGCUUUCUCAGAAUCGAUCCACUGUACAGGUACUGUUAAGAAGCUAUCACACAUUGUCACGUGUUUAUGGUGUUACAGUUUUGCCUUACAUUGCAGUUGCUUUUUGUUUUUCUGAGAAUUUGCACACCCAGUGUUUGAAUAUGUGAUGCACCAAUAUGGGCGUGAAGGUGACUCCUAGCAGUUUGGACUAUUGAAAUACAAAAACUAGUACUUCAGUUUUGAUCUUUGCCUCCUAAAAAAGCAGUGAGAUAUACUACUUUCUGUUAUCCGUGGGGUGCUUUUUGUCAGAUGUAUUGUUCAUAAGUAUUUAUUUUUGUAAGCCUAAAGGCAGUAUGUGGUGACGGUGAGCAUGGGAUGGUGGUAACAAGCACUUUUCUGUAGUUGUAGCUCUUUAAACCUUUUAACUGCAAAACAGAGAAGAAAGACCAAUGUUUGUUAAAUAGAUUCAACCACUCACUUUAACACAACCAGGCACUGGAAGUCUCCAUUCUAGACCGUUGUGUGGCCUUGUUCUGGGUAAGCAGAUGCCCUCUUAUAGGGUGGAUGAGUCAAGCAGGCAGGACCUCCUCAAGUGGUCUGCUUAGUGUCACCAGCAGACUCGAGACACUGCAGAGCAGGGACCUCAGUACCUGUCUCUAGGUCUCAGUGUGGCUGUGCGCAUCAGCCUCUGCCUUAGGAGGUGUGGUCUGAGCACAGGGCCACUUUGCUCUUGUGAGGCUCUGUAGGGAGCCCCUGAGCAGCCCCCACAGCACUCAGAGGCAGCAUUCACUAACUUGUGCUUGCUCGAAUGAGGAAGAGGGAUGGUUUUAAGACAGAUUUAAGACUUGAGCUAAACACAGACUCUUCCCUUGGUCAUGAACAUUUUAUUUUUUUAAUAGAUUAAAGGAAGAUCACGUUUUAUAAGGCCUGAGUGAUAUCCCACUCUCCUAGGUUUUAUGCUAUUUUGUCUUGGAAUUUCAUGUCAGUACCCAUGUAGUACAAGGAAAGAGGCAGUGCUUGUCGGCGCCUGUGUAGGGACUAAGGCAUCAGAGCAUGGCUUGCUUGGCCUUCCAUCGCAUCCUGAAUCUUCUCAAGGUGAGAAGUCACCCCUGGAAGGAGCUCAAAGGCAGAGGCCACAGCAGAGACAGACAAGCUUCUGCGUGGGGACCAGGCUCUUUCUGGGUAUCAUUGCUGCUCUUGCCAAGUUUGAAGAUUGAUGUUGGUAGCAAAAUUUCACAAGGUGUUCAUUGGAGGCCCUGCCCUCAAGGUGUUCACUGGGGCCCCUGCCCUCAGGCCAACUCCAGGGUAGGUAGGUAUGGGUCUAGGGAUGGCCUGCGCUGUUCUCUUCUCUGCACAUGUUGGUUGGCUGAAGUUGUAACCUGCUGCACAUUUGUGGUCUGACAUGGCCAGUGGCUUUCAUCUCACCUGUGAGUAACGCCUGCCCAAUUGACAGAAGUGUGGUGCGAUGGGCUCUGCCCUCGCCCUCCCAGGCCACUCUUUACAGACACUGGCAUCAUCCGACACACUGUCUAGAGGUUGGUGGGAAUAGUUCUCAGAACCCUGUCUGUGGUUAUUUUGGGGAUGGGGGUCCAUGUCCAGAUUUUUCUUUGAUUAUAUGAUAUAUUUUUACUUUCAGCCUUCUAAUUUAAUAAGUGGUCUAUAUAAAAUAGAAAAAUAAAGCCCUCUGAGGAAAUGUUUA